AUGGCUUCAACCAUAACAGACGCGGUCCUCAAGACCGUCAUCGGAGCCGUCGCUGCGACAUCGUUGAAUUCCUCUUCAAACGCGACGACCCCAAGCGUCAACGGCCAGGCCGGUAUUCUCGAGGGAGCCAACCCAACAAAAUACAGCGCCUCGGCCCCCAUCACCUUGUUCAUCAUCCAAGCCGGCAUCGUCAUCAUCUUCUGCCAGCUCCUGGCUUACCCGCUACGAUGGAUCAAUCAACCCAAAGUCAUUGCCGAAGUCAUUGGCGGCAUUCUACUAGGUCCCUCGGUCAUGAUGAGGAUACCCGGUUUUGAAGCUGCCAUCUUCCCCAAAGAAUCCAUGCCCGUCUUCAACAACGUCGCCAACCUCGGCCUCAUCAUCUUCCUUUUCCUCGUCGCCCUCGAAGUCGACAUGCGCAUGUUCACCUCCAACUGGAAAGUCGCCCUCUCCGUCGGUCUAGCCGGCAUGAUCCUCCCCUUCGGCUUGGGAUUCGGCAUUGCCUGGGGUUUAUACCACCAGUUCCACAACGACGGGACUACGGUGCCUAUUAGCUUCGGCGUUUAUGGUCUCUUCAUCGGCACCGCUUUGUCUAUCACUGCGUUCCCUGUGCUGUGCCGUAUUCUGACUGAGCUGAAGUUGCUGAGAAGCAACGUGGGCGUGACGGUGUUGGCGGCGGGGAUUGGGAAUGAUGUUACCGGGUGGAUUUUGCUGGCGCUUUGCGUGGCGUUGGUGAAUAAUAACUCGGGACUGGCGGCGCUGUGGGCGUUGUUGUGUUGCAUUGGGUGGAUUUUGUUUUUGGUGUUUGCGGUGAGACCGCCGUUCAUGUGGUGGGUGAGGAGGACGGGGAGCUUGCAGAAUGGACCGACGCAGGGGGUGGUUGCGUUGACUUUGCUUCUCGUGCUGUUUUCUGCGUUCUUUACGAACAUCAUUGGCAUCCACGCCAUCUUCGGCGCAUUCCUCGUCGGCCUGAUCUGCCCUCACGAGGGUGGUUUCGCCAUCAAGAUGACCGAAAAGAUCGAGGAUCUGAUCUCCGUCCUCUUCCUUCCCCUUUACUUCGCCCUCUCCGGCCUUAGCACCAAUCUUGGUCUCCUUAACGAUGGGAUCACUUGGGGCUACGUGAUCGGAGUGGUUACGUGCGCUUUCGCCGGCAAGAUCAUCGGCGGAACCCUCGCUGCUCGUGCUAACAAGCUCCUCUGGCGCGAGUCUUUCACCAUCGGGUGCCUGAUGAGCUGCAAGGGUCUCGUCGAGCUCAUCGUCUUGAACAUCGGUCUCCAAGCCAAGAUCCUCUCCCAAAGAACCUUCACCAUCUUCGUCGUCAUGGCCCUCGUCACCACCGUCGCCACCACCCCCCUCACCAAAGCCUUGUAUCCCCCAUGGUACCAGCGCAAGGUCGAAAGAUGGCGCCGUGGCGAGAUCGACUGGGACGAGAACCCUCUUGCCCCUUCCGAAUCCGGAUCCAGCGCCUCCGACCCUUCCAAGCCCGUCGGCGACCAAUCCUCGAUUCAACGCAUGCUCGUCUACCUCCGUCUCGACAGCCUACCCUCUCUCUUCGCCUUCAUCACCCUUCUCAGCCCCCAAACCGAAUCGAACACUCCUAAGCCCUCCGAGGUCGAAUCCACCAUCGAAGACACCGGCGAAGGCAGCAAAUCUGUUCCAGUCACCACCACAAUCACCCGCAAGCAAAAACCCCUCGAAGUCCACGGCCUCCGCCUCAUCGAGCUCACAGACCGCACCUCCUCCGUCAUGCAAGUAACCGAAGGCGUAGCCGAAGAGCUCUACUCGUUGCGCGAUCCCGUGAUCAACACCUUCCGCACUUUUUCUUCCCUGUCGCCCGGCAUGUCCAACAACGUCGCCGUCUCCGGUCGCGUAGCAGUGGUUCCCGAGUCUUCUUAUGCCGAAACUUUCACCUCUCAUGCGGCGGAUACGCAAUCGGAGUUUGCCCUGAUUCCGUGGAGCGAGUAUGGUAGUUUGACGGAUUAUGACCAGCCUUUGUCUUUGUCUCUUGCUGGUGCGGGCAAUGAUCGAUUUAAGGGGAACACUCACCUGGAGUUUAUGCAUAAGACCCUGGCUAAGGCGGAGAGGGUUUGUAAUGCGGGUGUUUUUAUUGAUAACGGUUUCGGCGGGUUUGGGCCUCGAUCUUCUCAGUCCCCUCCUGGUGGGCUCACCCGUUCCAAGUCCGGUGUGUCGCUACACUCCCAACAUCGACACACCACGCCCGCAUUGGCGACCUACCCCACCAUCACCGAUCGCACACACCACGUUUUCCUGCCGUUCAUCGGCGGCGCAGAUGAUCGCGUUGCUCUUCGCUUGGUAUUGCAACUCGCGCGCAACGCGAACGUAACUGCCACCAUCGUCCACCUCAAAUAUCAAAACUCCAGCGGUGCCGCUGAUAACGAGGACGCAACCCUGCUAGCGACGCUGCGCGACUCACUCCCCCAGGAAAUUGCCUCCCGCGUGGUAUUCGAAGAGUCCAACUUAACAGAGGGCAAGAAUAACCUGACGGAAACGGUGCUGGGGCUGGCUAAGGUUACUGUUGGGCAAAAGAAGGGGGGAGCGGGUGAUGUGGUGGUUGUUGGACGAAGACAUGGGAAGGUUGAUACUGAAGCGGUUGCUGGUGCUAGUAGUAGUCGGGUGGAUGUUGCUGGUGGGUCAGGGAAUGGUGGUUUGGAUUUGGGCAAGACGGUGGGUGCGGUUGCGGAGGGGUUGGUUAGUAGUGCGGUGAAUGCUAGUGUUUUGGUGGUGCAGGCUGGUGGGAAGAGGAAGUAA
Messenger RNA from Neurospora tetraspora, 2766 nucleotides. Its product is annotated as Sodium/hydrogen exchanger family-domain-containing protein. Gene Ontology annotation, biological process: proton transmembrane transport. The coding region runs from base 1 to 2766 and encodes 921 amino acids. The record is from RefSeq and is a predicted model, not a curated record. Gene Ontology annotation, molecular function: antiporter activity. Lineage: Eukaryota; Fungi; Ascomycota; Sordariomycetes; Sordariales; Sordariaceae. Gene Ontology annotation, cellular component: membrane. The transcript has 3 exons.